Molecule: messenger RNA, 1878 nt
Organism: Melanotaenia boesemani (Boeseman's rainbowfish)
Lineage: Eukaryota; Metazoa; Chordata; Actinopteri; Atheriniformes; Melanotaeniidae
Gene: tm4sf4
Product: transmembrane 4 L six family member 4
Exons: 5
Coding region: 321-923 (200 amino acids)
Cellular component (GO): membrane
Source: RefSeq, a predicted model, not a curated record
GACGGAGAAAGCAGACGGUAUAAUUCAUUAAAUUAAGAGAUUUGUGAAGUAAUCGCAAAGCUUAAAGUCUACAAAGAAACAGUCGAAUUGUUGCAGAUCUACAAUUAGAGAUAAAGCGGAGGUUUAAGGUUAACAUAGUUUUAACAGGUGAUCCUCCACAUUUUACAUUUUUUCUUUUUGAGAAGGACAAAAACUGGACUCAAUUUAAGUCUUAUCUUUACAGUAAUACUUAGAUAAUUCAUUUGUUUUGGUGGACCAUUUUGAAGUUCACUAGAUACGUCUGUUGCUGCCAGAGGCCUCAGUAAGGUAUCAGUGUCAGAAUGUGUUCUGGCAGCUUUGCCAAAUGUCUGGGCAUCACCCUGAUCCCCCUGACGAUUGUCUGCGUGCUUUGCAACAUCCUGCUAUUUUUCCCGGGUGGAAAGGCUGUUGAAAACGAUCACAUCUCAAAGCAGGUGUGGUACUUUGGAGGUAUUCUGGGAUCAGGAGCGCUGAUGAUCUUCCCAAUUCUGGUCUUCAUGGGUCUGAAGAACAAUGACUGCUGUGGAUGCUGUGGCAAUGAAAGUUGUGGGCAGAGAUUUGCGAUGCUGAGCUCUAUUCUGUUUGCAGCCGUUGGUGUUUUGGGCGCCGGUUACUCAGUUAUAGUUUCUUCUGUGUCCAUCAACCAAGGGCCGCUGUGCAUGUUUGGAGAAAACCAAACAUGGGGGUAUCCUUUCUCAAAUGGAGACUACCUGUCUAACCAGUCCCUCAGGACUAUGUGCAAAGAACCAGUAAAUGUGGUAUCCUGGCAUCUGUCUCUGUUCUGUGUGCUGCUGGUGAUGGGUUUAAUCCAGAUUGCGCUGUGUGCUGUGCAGGUGGUGAAUGGUCUGUUGGGAGCUCUUUGUGGAGACUGCUGUGGCUGCUGUGGGGGUGAUGGAGCUGUGUGAGCACCUCCUGGGAUGAAAGCAGCUGUCUCCUGUAUUUAUUUUGUUUCUAAAGGAUGAACUUCAUACAUUGAUCUUUCUGUUGCAUUAAUGUAUUUCUGGAAAUUAGCUCAUUGAUUACAGUGUAUGAAUUAUCUGAAAACACUGAAGAAAUGACAGAGCUUUUCCCAAUCAACUUUCCAGCAAACACUGAUGAACGUCUUUGUUUUCUUAUAAUUAAAUUUUAAUGCAAAUUUACAACAAAUCUUCAAUACUAACCACUGUGAUUAUUAAUUUUACACAUCUAUAUGUAUUUAUAUAGUUCUGCUGCUUGUUUUUUGUUUUUGUUUUGUUGGUGUAUUUGCUUUUCUUUAUUUGAAUAGAACUAUUGAUGAUAGAUUUUUGUUUAGUCCAGCCUCCUGCUGAGCUGUAAGUGUGAACCUAAUGUAAGAUAGACUCAUGUGUGUGCACACCACCAAUCAUACUUCAUUUUCUAAUUUUGUGGUGUCAGUGAAAGACAGGUGUUUUUUUUUUUUAAAUCAACGUGUUACAAAAAUACAGUUCACUCGUUAUUUGUUUGCUAAUUUAUUUUUUUCCCGUGUCCUGUGUUCUCUUGCAUGCAUUUACCAUGGAAAAACACAAUCACAAAGAAAAUAUUGUGGUGAUUAAAAUGUGUAAAUGUUUUAUCUGCAAACAUUGCCUGUUGCAUGGUGGCAUUAUUUUUAACGGCAAUUGGCACUGUGAAAGUGGAAACUGGUCACAAAAGGGCUGUUAAAACAUUUGCAAUUUAAACUAUACCAAAUAAAUAGAUGGCAUGAGAUAUUUUCAUUAAACUAUAUAAUUCUCAAAAAUAUGCAAUCAUUUGUUUUUCACACCCACUUUAUCCAGGUACAGUUCCAAUUCCAGCUGAAGCCAAGCAGAGGCAGUGGACACCUUGCAUUGGUUGCCAGUGCGUCUCAGGGUCAACACAUAAAAAACA